UCAAGAAAAGAGCCAUGAUAGAAGAGGUAAAAACCCAAGCUAAAGUUGGUGUUGGGUUGAACGCCCUCUGGAAAGCUUUGACCAAAGAAUUGAGAUUUCUGGUUCCUAAAGUCCUGCCAAACAUAGUGAAGGAUGUGGAAUUGAUUGAAGGAGAUGGUGGCCUUGGUACACUCCUCCUCUUCAAUUUCUUCUCUGGUGAUGUAUCUGUAGCAGCGUAUCAGAAGGAAGAAAUUGUGGAGCUUGAAGAGUCCCUUCAUCGAAUUGCUCUUCAAGUGCUGGAAGGUGGACAUCUGAAUAAGGGUUUUUCCUUCUACAAGACAACUUUCCAACUAAAUGCAAUUGCAAAGCAGGAGACUUUGGUUGAUGUCACAGUCUCAUCUGAGACUAAAACAGAUCAAGAAAGUACCGUGCCCUCGAAGACAAUAGAGGCCACAUUAGAAUUUCUAAAGUGCUUAGAAACCUAUAUCAUGAAUGGCGCUUCCUAGAAUUUUUUUUCUUUUUCCUU
Quercus lobata is the source of this 505-nucleotide messenger RNA. Its product is annotated as phytohormone-binding protein-like. Gene Ontology annotation, molecular function: signaling receptor activity; abscisic acid binding; protein phosphatase inhibitor activity. The transcript is spliced from 2 exons. Gene Ontology annotation, cellular component: cytoplasm; nucleus. The record is from RefSeq and is a predicted model, not a curated record. The coding region runs from base 15 to 485 and encodes 156 amino acids. Gene Ontology annotation, biological process: defense response; abscisic acid-activated signaling pathway. Lineage: Eukaryota; Viridiplantae; Streptophyta; Magnoliopsida; Fagales; Fagaceae.